GAUAUCGAUUUGUUCAAUCAGCGUUUUAAUUCUCUGUGAUACAGAAGAAAAAUUAAUUUUCGCAAGGGAAUUAAGAGUAUUUUACAAUAUUUUAGCUGAUUAUAACAUCGUAAUUUAGAAGAAAAUGUUCGAUAGACGUAACGGUGAUCGCGCAGGAGCUGGAAUUGGUGGAAUGGGCGGUAUGGGUGGCAACGCUGGGGGCGGUGGCUAUCGGGAUCAGCAACGUGGCGGUCCGAUGCGCGGCAAUGGCCUUGCACGCCCUCGUCCUGCACCAUACGGGCGUGGAGGGAUCGGUGGCAACGGCGCUCCGUUUCGAGGUGGACCACCUCGUGGCGGCAACAAUGAUCGUCGAAUGGAUGGCAGCAACAACACUGGUACACCCGGGGAACGUUUGCCUAUUAUAAUUUGGUCUGAAAUAAAAUUAACACCGUUCCAAAAAAAUUUCUAUCAACCAAGCUCCACCGUUGUUGAGCGCUCAAAAACCGAUGUAGAUGGAUUUCUCUCAUCUAAUGAGGUUACAUUGAAAGGCGAUAGUAUUCCAUCACCUAAUAUUGAAUUUAGUGAACCUGGUUUCCCAGAACAUGUUUUAGCAGAGAUUAAGAAGAUGGGAUUUUCCAAGCCAACUGCUAUACAAGCGCAGGGUUGGCCGAUCGCUCUAAGUGGACGGGACAUGGUUGGUGUGGCACAGACCGGCUCGGGUAAGACGCUCGCUUAUGUGCUACCCGCUGUAGUACACAUCAGUCAUCAGGCUCGCUUAGAACGUGGUGAUGGGCCAAUUGCUUUGAUUUUGGCACCGACACGUGAACUGGCUCAACAAAUACAACAAGUUGCAAACGAUUUCGGUUCAAAGACUCAUGUGCGCAACACUUGCAUAUUCGGUGGAGCACCGAAACAACCACAGGCACGUGAUUUGGAACGAGGUGUUGAAAUUGUGAUUGCCACGCCUGGACGUCUACUCGAUUUUCUAGAGAGGGGUGUGACUAAUUUGCGCCGUUGUACCUAUUUAGUAUUGGAUGAGGCUGAUCGCAUGCUUGAUAUGGGUUUCGAGCCACAAAUACGGCGCAUAAUAAAACAGAUUCGCCCAGACCGUCAAGUGCUGAUGUGGUCCGCCACUUGGCCAAAGGAAGUGCGCAAUCUUGCUGAGGAAUUUCUUGAUAAUUAUAUACAAAUUAACAUUGGAUCUCUAACGCUUUCAGCCAAUCAUAAUAUACUUCAAAUAGUAGAUGUGUGCGAAGAGAAUGAAAAAGAUAAUAAGCUUAUAAAGCUUUUGUCAGAAAUUUCUGCCGAAUCUGAAACUAAGACGAUCAUCUUCGUAGAAACAAAGAAGCGUGUUGAUGAAAUAACUCGUAUUAUUGGCCGUAGUGGGUGGCGGGUAUGUGCCAUUCAUGGCGACAAGUCGCAGCAAGAGCGAGAUUUUGUAUUGUCCUCAUUCCGUAAUGGACGACACUCGAUUUUGGUGGCGACCGAUGUUGCGGCGAGGGGUCUAGAUGUUGACGAUGUUAAAUUCGUAAUUAAUUACGAUUAUCCUUCGAAUUCGGAGGACUACGUUCAUCGCAUUGGGCGUACAGGACGCUCGAACAAUACGGGAACGGCAUACACCUUAUUCACCACAUCAAAUGCCAACAAAGCUAAUGACUUGAUACAAGUUCUGCGCGAAGCAAAUCAGGUCAUCAAUCCGCGACUUGUUGAAAUGGCAUCAUCUUCGGGCUACAAUCAUAAGCGAAACUCCCGUGGUGGCUAUCAAAAUCGUGGUGGCGGCAUGGGUUAUGGCAAUCGCGGUAAUCGUGGUUAUGGUAACAAUAUUGGUGGAGCCAUUGGCGCUCAGUCAUAUCAACAGCGUCCACAACAAACUGCAAAUGUGGGAGGUCAAAUGUAUCAACGUCCGAGCGGACCUCCGUCUCGGUUUUCAGCUGCUCCUCCUCCAACUGGCUACGAACGCAACCAGCACUCCGUUGGUAGCAAACCCUACGCCGAGGGUGGUGACAAACGCCCGCGUUUCAAUCCACAACAACAGCCGCCACAGCAGCCUUCAGCUUAUCAACAACAACCCCCACGCAUGUCAUAUGGCGGAACUAAUGCACAUCAUCAACCGCCACCAAAUCACCGCGCGGCACCUCAGGCGGGAGCAAGUUCCGCUUCCGCGAUGUAUACUCAUGCACCUCCUUCGCAUCAUCAUUCAGCAGGCGCCCAUUAUGCCGUUCCCUCCGGAUUUGGUGCGGCAUCCGGUAACAUGUUUGCCUAUCCUCCGCCUCCAUUGCCCGUACAAAACUAAAAAAAAAUUACAUCUGAGUACUAUAAAAUUAAUCCUAUCAUCAUUAGUAGUUUACAACAUAAUGAAAUAAGUUGUAUAUGUGUUGAAGUAAUUUACGCCAUGUAGUAAUACUACAAGUAUUAUGUAGCCUGGGGAAGCUUUAGAGGGAUUGGAGCUACAAUUCUGCAUCUGACUAAACAAAUUCAUUCAAGCGUAUCAGGCGUUAUUAAUUGUUUGCAUUGUUUUUUGGUUUGCCACAUAUUUUUAGGCAUUGAUUUUUGGUAUAUUAACCUUUUGUUUGAUUAUAUUGGGGAGACGGAUCCAAGUCUAGGUGCAAUCAAAGCACUUAGUACUUCGAGUCAAAGAGGGCGUUUCAAAAUAUUCAAAUAUCAUAUUUUUUUUUAGCAAGAAAUUAAUUAUUUUUAUUAUUUCCCGCCGGAUAGGGAUUUUUAGUUCCCAAUUCAGAAUUGGUACUCGACAUAUUCAAGAAAUGUUAAUCUUCAGUUUAGAGCACAGUUAUUUCAUGAACGUACAGCUAUAUUCACUACAUCAUUAAUUUUCAUGUUCAUAAAACUUUAAAAAUAAAUGUUAGUAACUACAAUAUAUGUAUUACUUAAAGUGAAUUGUAUUCCUUGGAUUUUAAAUUGACAUAUACAUGAUUACAUGCCAUAAAAUUUAAAUAAACGUGCUUGAAUAAAGGAAAAUAAAUAUACGUAAAAUAUGGUAUAUUUCAAAAUCCUAAACAAAUAUCUUUGACAAUUCCAAAAAUAUUCGAAAUGAAAGGGGAAAGAUAAGGAAGAUAAGGUUUCAAAUUGUAUUGUUAAUGUCAAACAAAUGAAAAAAUUAAAAUUGUCGAAAGCGAAAUUAAAAAAACUUUAGUACUUCUAGAACGUUCUUGAAUAGCGACAGAUACUUUCUUUCAAAUCUACAUAUGGGUGUAUAGCAUGGGUGUAUAUGAGUUUCAAUAAUUUUUAUGAGUUAAAAAUAAUAUUCAAAUGCUAAGUGGUGACUACCAAGCUGGUGGUUUUUAGCAGGGGUUUUCGCCAAAGUCAAGAAAAAUGUUGAAUUCAAUGUUAGUAAACAGAAAAACAUCAAUUUGAAUGUUGGUCAACGGAUUUAAAAAGAUGCGAGUAAAUUUGUGCAAAUAAUACCUUUCAAAUCUUUAAAAAUAUAUAAAAAAAAUUGCAUAUCUUUGAAAUAAAAGGUUGAAUGUAUUUAA
This is a messenger RNA of Anastrepha ludens (Mexican fruit fly), 3470 nucleotides long. RefSeq lists its product as uncharacterized. Bases 125 to 2272 code for a protein of 715 amino acids. The record is from RefSeq and is a predicted model, not a curated record. The transcript has 4 exons. Gene Ontology annotation, cellular component: cytoplasm; nucleus; ribonucleoprotein complex. NCBI's taxonomy places the organism in Eukaryota, Metazoa, Arthropoda, Insecta, Diptera, Tephritidae. Gene Ontology annotation, molecular function: RNA helicase activity; RNA binding; ATP binding.